Anopheles nili is the source of this 2211-nucleotide messenger RNA. RefSeq names its product leucine-rich repeat-containing protein 20 (gene Sclp). The record is from RefSeq and is a predicted model, not a curated record. The transcript has 3 exons. NCBI's taxonomy places the organism in Eukaryota, Metazoa, Arthropoda, Insecta, Diptera, Culicidae. Gene Ontology annotation, molecular function: protein binding. The coding region runs from base 100 to 828 and encodes 242 amino acids.
CGAUCGCGUGCUGAAGAACCGAGGGCUUUCGCAGAAAAGGGCCAGUAUUGUGAGAGAAAAACAAAAACUGAAACCGCGAAGAAAGCUAAACAACCGAAAAUGAGGCCUCCGACGCAUUUUGGUAAUGAUAUUACCAACACCGAAUCGAACGGUGAUGAGCAGAACAACAACAACAACAACAACGGCAAUGGUGGAAACAAUGGAGGCAACAAUGGUAAUACGGGCGGAAGCAAUAUCGUCGAGCGGUUGACGCAGAUGGGGGCCACAAUUAACUUCCCCAUUAUUACGGGCCGCGGUAUCAUACGUGUCGUUGAGCGGUGUGACGAUGCGAAGGAGAACAACAAUCUAGAUCUCUCGGAAUGUGAGCUGAUCCAGGUGCCGGAUGCUGUCUACCAUCUGAUGAGGCACACCGAGCUGAAGACGUGCGAUUUGAGCGGCAACGUAAUAACUAAAAUUUCUCCCAAAUUCGCUGUCAAGUUCAACCUUAUCACCGAUCUCAACUUGUCGCACAACCAGAUGGCCAAGCUGCCUGACGAGCUGGCUGACUUGCAGUCGCUGCAAAUGCUGGACAUUUCGCACAACACCUUCAUCACACUGCCCGCCGUCGUAUUCAAGAUGCCAAAGCUGCGCGAACUGAAGGCGAACAAUAAUGCGAUCAUCGACAUCGAUGGAGACGAAAUUAUCACGUCCGAGUCGCUGGAGGUGGUUGACCUGCGGCACAACCCGCUCACGCCAAUGUGCCACGACUUGCUCAAGCGGGCUGUCGUUUCGUUUCGAAUCGAGCUGUCGGAGCGGGAGAAGGAGGAUUGGGAGGAUUUGACUAUUUGAAAAGUCGCUUCGACGGGGUGUUGUAUGGGAAUUCAAGCGCUUUUCCUGCCUUCAAAACUAGCUUUAGCCGCUAAUCGUGCAUACGAAACGUGUGCAUCCGCAGAGAACGUUCGGUGCUUAGCAAUCAUCGUGGUAUUACUAUCUAUUCUGUGAGAACUUUGAGGGUAGUCAGAACACUUCCGGCUGUAUGUACUUAUGGCAAUAGUGGAGAAACACUGCACCACGAGGCCAAGCAUAACUCCGCGUUGUGCUCGGACGCAGCUCGAUUCAUGCGUUACUAACCCGCCCCACUCUCUCCCAUACGUAUUGUGUAUCGAUCUUAAGAACAAAUGUAUUAUACAAUAUUUACAAAUUAACCAUCCACUAGCGAGUAAGCAAACGAUUACGGAUUCCUUCUGCUCGCGAUCCCAUUCCGCCAGGAAGUGUCCUCGUGUUGGCACGCGCUGUUGAUUUGAUAGAGAUUUCACGAGUGCAUCGAGUGCCGUGCGUCCGGUAUAAAACUGUUGCAUUCUAGGAAGAGAUUUUGAUCUAGUCAUUAGUUCACUUCAGUCAGCUUGCAGAAAUCCUCGCACCACGUGCUCUAUCGCUUGGCUGUGUGUUACCGUUAAAGCGAUGAGCACGAAGGACGAACGAUUUGGCUGUGGGUGAUAGCAGAAAUUGAUCAAAUAUUUUCUCGAACCGUGGCGCGCUUAGUAUCAUCUCAGAAAAAUGUGGAUUGCAGACAGAAACGUGAUCUACCCCGUUAGGAAAAAGGGGAAAACGUGACGCGAGAAGGACAUCCCGAAAUGCGAUAGGUUGUAACGUAUGACCAUGGUGGUCAUAAUGAGUGAUAUUAAAUAAGUCAAUUCGUGUUUACGUAAAUUCACUUUCUAGAUAAAAGAAGGAUGCGUGACGGAAGUCAUGGCUGUCUUUUUAUAUCGUUUUGAGAUUGAAACGCGAUCAAUUAGAAUUAAAAAAGGGAAUUGAAAUUCGUGCGCCCCAGUGCUGUUGAUAGCCAAAAAGGAACGGGUAUGUGACCCUUUUCAACCCGGAAAAGUGCUCACAUUUACUACACCUUACGAACGUCAGCCGUUCCUGCCAAUACGUCAUCGGAUCAAAAUGUGCAAUAACUAUGGCGUGCGUAAAUUGUGCGAACAUGGAAUGAUAAAAAAAGGAAUAAAUUUUUUGCUUUGAUAUAAAACAAACAACUUGGGCUCGGUGUAUUAUCUCCAACUCACGUAGGGUGGGUAAAAAAGAACGCGAGAAGCAAGUCAACUGUUUAACUAAACUAAAAACUUUAUUUGUUUGCUUGCUGCCACCAUAAAACGAUCCACUGUGGGGAAAACGGUUGUAGGCUCUAGCGAGUGUAAAUAAUACGACGGUAGUAGUUUUUGCAAGUAAAUA